Messenger RNA from Acanthosepion pharaonis, 774 nucleotides. The record is from the annotation of a GenBank genome assembly. NCBI's taxonomy places the organism in Eukaryota, Metazoa, Mollusca, Cephalopoda, Sepiida, Sepiidae.
AUGAAAAGCGUCCAGAAUUCGUCGACAAUCGAAGUCCGGAAGCACGAGGAUACAUUAAGUAGGCGAAUGCAGUUCACAGUAGUUGGCACUGUUCAAACUGCUUCCUUUCUCAAGGAACGAAAUGGUGAUUGGGCCUUGCAUAUUCCCAAAAACGGUGAGCAUCACAUUCCUCGUGGACCGCUGGGACUUGAACUUCUUCUUCGCUGGAGAACCUACGUGCUUCCACUCCAUGGACUGCCGUUUGGACUCGGGCUCAUAGUGCCAAACCCAUGUCUCGUCCCAUGUGACCACCUUCUUCAGAAACUCAUCACCAUCCUUCUCAUAGUGGGAGAGACACUGCUGGGACAACUCGACCCUCCUCUGUUUGUGCUAUGCAUCUAUUUCUAUUCAUGCAACGCUAUCUAUCUAUCUAUCUAUCUAUCUAUCUAUCUAUCUAUCUAUCUAUCUAUCUAUCUAUCUAUCUAUCUAUCUCAUUCUGUUCAUAUUCAUAUCUAUCUAUCUAUCUAUCUAUCUAUCUAUCUAUCUAUCUAUCUAUCUAUCUCAUUCUGUUCAUAUCUAUCUAUCUAUCUAUCUAUCUAUCUAUCUAUCUAUCUAUCUAUCUAUCUAUUUAUCUAUCUAUCUAUCUCAUUUCGUUCAUCUCUAUCUCAUCAGUUCAUAUCUAUCUAUCUAUCUAUCUAUCUAUCUAUCUAUCUAUCUAUCUAUCUAUCUAUCUAUCUAUCUAUCUAUCUAUCUCAGCUUGCUCAUUAUCUAUCUAUCUACGCGCAAAGAGCUUAG